AAAACAGGGAAGGUGGUCCAAUUACUGAGUGAAUCGAUGUGAUGAAAAUUCCAGGCUUGACUUACAGGACUCUACCCUCAAAAUAUUCAAAGUCUUAUUUUUAUUUUUUUCGUUUGUCUUCCUGCUUAGAUCUCGUCGCCCUUUAAUCAACAAUGCCUACCCUUAGCGAUAUCUGAGGAGAACAAGACCACCCCACUAACCAAACAUGCCUUUCUCCUCUUACAUUGGUCGCCGUGGAGGUGGAGGUGGAGGAGCCGGCACCACCUGGGCUCAAUCACUCCUCCCCUCCUCCUCCUCCUCCUCCUCCCCCAAACCAAAGGUUCCUCAAAGAAGGUCUCGCAGGCGGACGGCUCUUAUCAAUUUCUUAUUUACUAACUUCUUCACUAUAGCUCUCUCGAUCUCUCUCAUCUUCCUUCUCAUCACCAUCUUCCACUUUGGCAUCCCUAAGCCUUUUUCAUCUCCCUUCAAAUCCAGACCCAAACCCACUUUUCGCCUUUUCAAGCCUCGCAAGACGAUACAUCGAAAUCCCCAAAAAGACAACGACAACAAAGAUGCCAUUUCUGGGGCUGUAGUGGAUAUAACUACAAAGGGUUUGUAUGAUAAGAUCGAAUUCUUGGAUGUGGAUGGCGGGCCAUGGAAGCAAGGGUGGAGAGUGAACUAUAAAGGCAAUGAAUGGGAUACUGAGAAGUUGAAGGUGUUUGUGGUGCCUCAUUCGCAUAAUGAUCCUGGGUGGAAAUUGACUGUUGAUGAGUAUUAUGCGAGGCAAUCCAGGCACAUCCUCGAUACAAUUGUGGCAACCCUUUCUAAGGAUGUUCGGCGGAAGUUCAUAUGGGAGGAAAUGUCUUAUCUGGAGAGAUGGUGGAGAGAUGCAACGGAUGAAAAAAGAGAAUCGUUUGCCAGUUUAGUGAAGAAUGGCCAGUUAGAAAUUGUUGGAGGUGGUUGGGUUAUGAAUGAUGAGGCCAAUUCACAUUACUUUGCCAUAAUUGAACAGAUUGCAGAGGGGAAUAUGUGGUUGAACGACAACAUUGGUGUUGUUCCUAAAAAUUCUUGGGCAAUAGAUCCAUUUGGCUACUCAGCUACCAUGGCAUAUCUUCUCCGCCGUAUGGGUUUCGAGAACAUGCUUAUUCAGAGGACUCAUUAUGAGGUAAAGAAGGAACUUGCUCUGAAAAAGAAUUUAGAGUACACAUGGCGCCAAAGUUGGGAUGCUGAGGAAACGACUGAUAUUUUUGUGCACAUGAUGCCCUUCUAUUCAUAUGAUAUCCCUCAUACUUGUGGGCCAGAGCCUGCUAUAUGUUGUCAGUUUGAUUUUGCUCGAGUACACGGCUUUUUUUAUGAGAUGUGCCCAUGGGGAGAGCAUCCAGUGGAGACCAGCCCAGAAAAUGUACAUGAAAGGGCUCAAGUAUUACUAGAUCAAUACAGGAAGAAAUCAACACUAUACCGGACUAAUACUCUCCUUAUUCCUCUGGGAGAUGAUUUUCGUUAUGUCAGUGUUGCUGAAGCAGAGGCUCAGUUUAGGAAUUACCAGAAGUUGUUUGAUUAUAUCAACUCUAAUCCUAGUCUAAAUGCAGAGGCCAAAUUCGGUACUCUGGAAGAUUACUUCCAAACUCUUCGUGAGGAGGCUGAUAGAAUAAAUUAUUCUCUUCCUGGCGAGGUUGGCUCCGCUCAGAUUGUAGGUUUUCCAUCCCUGUCUGGUGACUUCUUUACUUAUGCUGAUAGGCAACGAGACUACUGGAGUGGCUAUUAUGUUUCAAGGCCUUUCUUCAAGGCUGUUGAUCGGGUACUAGAGCAAACUCUUCGUGCUACUGAAAUGAUGAUGGCUUUGUUACUUGGUUAUUGUCAGCGAGUACAAUGUGAAAAGUUGGCCACAGGAUUUGGCUAUAAGUUGACUGCUGCCAGGAGGAAUUUAGCACUUUUUCAACACCAUGACGGGGUUACUGGUACUGCCAAGGAUCAUGUUGUUCGUGAUUAUGGAAUUCGGAUGCAUACUUCGUUGCAAGACUUGCAGUUUUUCAUGUCUAAAGCUAUUGAAGUUCUUCUUGGUAUCCGCCAUGAAAAAUCUGAUCAUAACCCAUCCCAGUUUGAGGCAGGACAAGUGAGAUCCAAGUAUGAUGUUCAGCCUGUGCAUAAGGCAAUUAGUGCACAUGAAGGGACAUGGCAAUCGGUUAUUCUUUUCAAUUCUUUGGAGCAAACUAGAGAAGAGGUGGUGAUGGUUGUAGUUAACAGGCCAGAUGUUACUGUUUUGGACUCAAACUGGACUUGUGUUCAAAGUCAAGUUUCUCCUGAACUGCAGCAUGACAGGAGCAAGAUUUUUACUGGGAGGCAUCGCGUCCACUGGAAAGCUUCUGUUCCUGCCUUGGGGUUGCAAACAUAUUAUAUUGCCAAUGGUCUUGCUGGAUGUGAAAAAGCCAUACCAGCAAAAUUAAAGUACUCAGUGUCAAAUUCUUUUUCUUGCCCCAGUCCAUAUGUUUGCUCUAAAGUAGAAGGCGACUUUGCUGAAAUCCACAAUCAACAUCAAACUCUCACCUUUGAUGUCCAGCAUGGUUUGUUGCACAGGAUUAGCCAAAAAAAUGGUUCAAAGAUUGUUGUGGAUGAGGAAAUAGGUAUGUACACUAGUCCAGAAAGUGGGGCCUACCUGUUUAAACCUGACGGUGAUGCUCAGCCUAUCGUUGAGGCAGGUGGGAACAUGGUGAUCUCCGAAGGCCUACUAAUGCAGGAAGUGUUUGUUUAUCCUAAAACAGCAUGGGAGCGGACACCCAUCUCCCAUGGUACUAGAAUUUACAGUGGAGAUGGGACUAUUCAAGAGUUUAUCGUUGAGAAAGAAUAUCAUGUUGAGCUUCUAGGCAAGGAAUUUAAUGACAGGGAAUUGAUAGUUAGAUACAAGACUGAUCUUGAUAAUAAAAGGAUCUUCUAUUCUGAUUUAAAUGGCUUUCAGAUGAGUAGGAGAGAAACUUAUAGUAAGAUCCCGUUGCAGGGGAAUUACUAUCCUAUGCCCUCUCUAGCUUUCUUGCAAGGAUCCAAUGGCCAGAGAUUUUCUGUCCAUUCUAGACAGUCGUUGGGUGUGGCUAGCCUUAAAGAUGGAUGGUUGGAGAUUAUGCUUGACCGCCGUUUGGUAAAGGAUGAUGGACGUGGUCUUGGACAAGGAGUGAUGGAUAACCGUCCGAUGAAUGUGAUCUUCCACAUUCUUGUUGAGUCCAACAUUUCCUCCACUUCAGAUCCUGUUUCCAAUCCUCUUCCCCUGAGUCCUUCGCUUCUCUCGCAUUGUGUUGGAGCUCAUUUGAACUAUCCUCUACAUGCAUUUAUCGCAAAGGACCCUCAAGAAUUAUCUGUGCAGCCACCCCCAAGAUACUUUUCUCCUUUAGCUGCUCAAUUACCAUGCGACUUGCACAUAGUUAAUUUUAAAGUUCCCAGGCCAGCAAAAUAUUCACAGCUGCUGACAGAUGAAUCUAGGUUUGUUUUAAUCUUACAGAGGCGACAUUGGGAUACUUCGUUUUGUCGGAAGGCUAGAUCGCAGUGCACUACUCUUGCAGAUGAGCCUUUAAAUCUUUUCAAAAUGUUCAAGGGGCUUGAAGUGUUGAAUGCAAGAGCAACUUCUUUAAACCUUCUGCACGAUGAUGUGGAAAUGCUAGGUUAUGCUGAGCAGGUUGGAGAUGUAUCCCAGGACGGACAUGUAGUAAUCUCUCCUAUGGAAAUACAAGCAUACAAGCUGGAGUUGCGGCUGCGCCAGUAAACCGAAAAUGUCAACUUGCUUAUUCAACCUGAGGAUGAUGAUAGUGUGGGGUUAAUUGCAAGCAGUGAUUUUCAGAUGGCCCACUGUCAUUUGUCAAUAUAACUCAAAGCUUAGAAUUCAGGAGUAAUUAUCUGUCUAACGCCAAACUCAUGCAAUAUCUGACCACUUCAAAGACACGGUGGGGGUGGGGGCUGACAUUGAAUGUUGAAGGGCAAGACUGUUGUCUGUCGGUGGAAGACCACCAGCAUCUUGAAUUGGGGUUUGGCAGGGGGGAAGUAAAGGAAGCUAUUAGUUGAGCUUUGAAAAUUUCUUGUUUUAUUUGUCCGAGUCUUUUUUCUUAAUUUCUUUUCUAUAUAUAUAGUUUGAGCUGAAUAUAAACAGUUUGAUUUAGCUCGUUUCAAUUAAAUUAAAAGUCUUAAAUAGUUUACAAAUAACUUAACUCAUUUAUAAAUUUUAA
Molecule: messenger RNA, 4184 nt
Organism: Manihot esculenta (cassava)
Lineage: Eukaryota; Viridiplantae; Streptophyta; Magnoliopsida; Malpighiales; Euphorbiaceae
Product: alpha-mannosidase 2
Exons: 4
Coding region: 206-3727 (1173 amino acids)
Biological process (GO): mannose metabolic process; N-glycan processing; protein deglycosylation
Cellular component (GO): Golgi membrane
Molecular function (GO): carbohydrate binding; alpha-mannosidase activity
Source: RefSeq, a predicted model, not a curated record